AUGAUUAAUGAUGCAGGAGGAGCUGGAUUCAAAUCGAAAACACAAUAUAAAUCUGGAUUAUUUACAUUAAGGAUAAAGAUGUCAGAUAAAAAGACCGAUGGAAUGAUCACAGCUUUCUACUUAAUUUCAGAUGAUCAAGAUGCACGGGUUAAUCACGAUGAACUAGACUUUGAAUUUAUAGGGACUCAAGGAAAAUUACAGACAAAUAUAUUUGCUAAUGAUAUGGGUGGUAGAGAACAAGUUUUUCAACUUCCAUUUGAUCCUUCUGAGGAUUUUCAUACUUAUCAAAUUCUUUAUACUCCACAAAGAAUAGUGUUUUUUGUGGACAACAUACCAAUAAGGACAUUUGAGAACAACACAAAUAGAGGUAUCAACUUUCCAAUAAAAUCACUAUGGUCAGAAGCAAGCCUAUGGAUUUCAGAUGCUGUGGGUUGGGCUGGAUCUGUUGAAUGGGGCUAUGCACCAUUUGUAGUUAGUUUUCAAGACUUCAACAUUUCUGGUUGCCCUGCUGGGAGUAAUUGCUUGCCAUCCAAUGAUUUUAGCCCAUGGACUAGGCACAAAUUAGCCUCAAAAAACUUGAAUCUUAUGAGGAAUUUCAGAAAAAAAUAUAUGACUUAUGAUUAUUGUAGGUCUGAGGAAAAUAAAAUUAGGUACCCAGAAUGUGCUUAA
This is a messenger RNA of Solanum pennellii, 669 nucleotides long. RefSeq names its product putative xyloglucan endotransglucosylase/hydrolase protein 1. Gene Ontology annotation, cellular component: apoplast; cell wall. NCBI's taxonomy places the organism in Eukaryota, Viridiplantae, Streptophyta, Magnoliopsida, Solanales, Solanaceae. The record is from RefSeq and is a predicted model, not a curated record. The coding region runs from base 1 to 669 and encodes 222 amino acids. The transcript has 3 exons. Gene Ontology annotation, molecular function: hydrolase activity, hydrolyzing O-glycosyl compounds; xyloglucan:xyloglucosyl transferase activity. Gene Ontology annotation, biological process: glucan metabolic process.